GUCCGGUCUUUCUUUCAACACAUCACACUUCUGUAGUUGGCGUUUCGGCAGUGCGCGCUAUGAUGUUUAUUGGACUGCGUGUACCAGCGUCUGAGGCCGGGUAUUCGAUGUAGUCAAGCGGACAACUGAAAGGUGUGCGGUCGGGGGUCCGUCUGGAGAGGGGUUUUGAACAGGGGAGAUAGCGGCAGAUCUGGAGCGUCGUCUUGAACAGGAAAGAUAGCGGCAGAUGCUGAAGUUGCGCCUUUUCUCUGCCUAUUAUCCGUCAAUGGGACAAGCCAUUCGGCGGAGGGAAAUGUAAAGAGAAGCUUAAAGUAUGGCAUGCAAAGAUGGUUUCUGCCAAGAAGGAGAUGUGGACUGCGAUGCACCCCAGUUACAUUUGGACUGUCUUCUACUUGUUGUGCUGGAGUGCGUGCAUAAGGAGGAUCACUGGACAGGUAAAAAAGGAUGAAAGAAUUUAUCCAGAGAAUUUCACCCGCAUUUUGGACAGACUUCUGGACGGCUAUGACAACCGGCUGCGACCGGGGUUUGGGGGUCCAGUGACAGAAGUAAAAACAGACAUUUAUGUGACCAGUUUUGGACCUGUCUCUGAUGUGGAAAUGGAGUACACCAUGGACGUGUUCUUCCGUCAGACUUGGGUGGACAGGAGGCUGAGGUACGAGGGGCCCAUUGAGAUCCUGAGGCUCAACAACCUGAUGGUGACCAAGGUCUGGACCCCAGACACCUUCUUCAGGAACGGCAAGAAGUCUGUGGCUCACAAUAUCACUGCCCCCAAUAAGCUGUUCCGUAUCAUGAAGAACGGCACCAUCCUCUACACCAUGAGGUUGACCAUCAUUGCACAAUGUCCCAUGAAGCUGGUGGACUUCCCCAUGGAUGGCCAUGCCUGCCCUCUAAAGUUUGGAAGCUAUGCAUACCCCAAAACAGAAAUUAUCUACACUUGGACCAAAGGACCAGAACAUUCCGUUGAGGUUCCCCCAGAGUCUUCCAGCCUGGUGCAGUACGAUCUGAUUGGCCAAACUGUGUCCAGUGAAACGGUCAAAUCCAUCACAGGUGAAUAUGUGGUGAUGACGGUGCACUUCCACCUGAAACGGAAAAUGGGCUACUUCAUGAUCCAGACGUACAUCCCCUGCAUAAUGACAGUCAUUCUCUCUCAAGUGUCAUUCUGGAUAAAUAAAGAGUCAGUACCUGCCCGGACAGUGUUCGGCAUCACCACAGUGCUGACCAUGACCACCCUGAGCAUCAGCGCCCGACACUCCCUACCCAAGGUUUCGUAUGCCACGGCCAUGGACUGGUUCAUCGCUGUCUGUUUUGCAUUUGUGUUCUCUGCCCUCAUCGAGUUUGCUGCUGUAAACUACUUCACCAACGCCCAGCUGGAGAGAGCAAAGAGGAGGCCAGGGAGGUGCCCCCCCGCGCCCCAGACCACACCUGUGAAGGCCAGGGACACAGAGGAGGUGCUGCAGAGAAACCUUGACACGAAUGGACACCUGCGCAAGAGGAUGACUUCCACCUCUCAGGACCCCCACGCAGGAGUAACUAAGCAACCACAUGCCUCCAGCCAAUCCUGUUCAACCACAGUGAUGACUGGCAGCUCCUCCAGCCUAUCGUGUUCCAGCCCCAAGUCCACAAGCCAAUCUAAUGCAGCUUCGUCCACCUUGACGGUGAAGAAUCUGCCCCCAGCUCCACCAUCCACGCCAGCCGUGCCCGGAGACACGCCGUCCAGGGAGAGCACUGGCUCCUCCUCCCUCCAGAACCUCCUGGGCCCCAAGCUGGAGCACAUCCACACGAUGGGAAACAAGAUGGAGCCCAAGCAGUCUCCAUGCUCCCAGCCCACCACUGCAGGAAUGGGCGGGACCAGUAAAAUCGACAAGUAUGCCCGCAUUCUCUUCCCAGUGUCGUUCGGGGCUUUCAACAUGGUCUACUGGGUGGUGUACCUGUCCAAAGAGACCAUGGAGACCAAAGUAGGAUAG
Messenger RNA from Hypomesus transpacificus, 1964 nucleotides. RefSeq names its product gamma-aminobutyric acid type A receptor subunit alpha4 (gene gabra4). Gene Ontology annotation, molecular function: benzodiazepine receptor activity; GABA-gated chloride ion channel activity; GABA-A receptor activity. The record is from RefSeq and is a predicted model, not a curated record. Gene Ontology annotation, cellular component: postsynapse; dendrite membrane; GABA-A receptor complex. Gene Ontology annotation, biological process: nervous system process; gamma-aminobutyric acid signaling pathway; synaptic transmission, GABAergic. Lineage: Eukaryota; Metazoa; Chordata; Actinopteri; Osmeriformes; Osmeridae. The transcript is spliced from 9 exons. Bases 327 to 1964 code for a protein of 545 amino acids.